Molecule: messenger RNA, 1131 nt
Organism: Melampsora larici-populina 98AG31
Lineage: Eukaryota; Fungi; Basidiomycota; Pucciniomycetes; Pucciniales; Melampsoraceae
Exons: 5
Coding region: 1-1131 (376 amino acids)
Biological process (GO): protein phosphorylation; maturation of SSU-rRNA
Cellular component (GO): preribosome, small subunit precursor; cytosol; nucleus
Molecular function (GO): protein serine/threonine kinase activity; ATP binding
Source: RefSeq, a predicted model, not a curated record
AUGAAGUUAGACGCAACAGAUUUAAGAUAUCUUUCUCAAGAUACUUUUCGGGUUCUUACUGCAGUUGAAAUGGGAUCAAAGAAUCACGAGAUAGUACCAUCGAGUUUGAUAGCCAAUAUUAGUGGAUUACGAAACGGUGGGGUAAACAAAUGUAUUAGUGAACUCUCAAAACGAGGAUUAGUAAAGCGUGAAAGAAAUGCAAAGUAUGAAGGUUAUCGACUUACAUAUGGAGGUUAUGAUUUUCUAGCUAUACGUGCAUUUUCAAAAAGAAAUUCAAUUCAUAGUGUUGGUAAUCAAAUUGGUGUUGGAAAAGAAGCAGACGUUUAUGUAGUUGCAACCGAAGAUGGACUUCAAAGAGUUUUAAAAAUUCAUAGAUUAGGUCGAAUUAGUUUUAGAGCUAUCAAAUCAAAACGAGAUUAUUUACAAAAAAGAAGGAAUGCAAGUUGGAUGUAUAUGAGUCGAUUAGCUGCUCAAAAAGAAUUUGCCUUUAUGAAGGUCCUCUAUGAUAAUGGAUUUCCCGUUCCCGAGCCGAUUGAUCAGGCUCGACAUUGUGUAGUCAUGUCACUCAUUGACGCCUUUCCACUUCGUCAAAUUCACGAGCUAGCAGAUCCCGGUCGACUCUACUCUCAGCUCAUGGAUUUGAUCGUUCGACUAGCUGAAGUCGGUCUCAUUCAUGGAGAUUUCAAUGAAUUCAAUAUUCUCAUCGUUACUUCUGAAGGGGAUGAGAAGGCCGAACCUAUCCUGAUUGAUUUCCCUCAAAUGGUAUCCACUGAACACGAAAAUGCAGAGUUUUAUUUUAAUAGGGAUGUAGAGUGUAUCCGUGCCUUUUUCCUUCGUAGGUUUAGGUAUCAGUCAAAGCUAUACCCACGUUUUAAUUCUGUAGUGCGAGAAGGAAAGCGAGUGAUGGAUCUGGAUGUAGAGGUGGCAGCAAGUGGAUGGGGUAAAGGAGAAAGUCGGAAGCUUGAAGAAUAUAUGGAGCUUGUCAAGGAGGAAGAAACCGAUGUUUCAGAUGAGGAGGAUGAGGAGGAAGAUGAGGACGAUAUUGAAACAAGUGUCUGGCGGAAAAUUGUACGAUCACAUCACAACACCAAACGUACAAGGCCGAGCUUGUUGCAUAUUUGGGUACAGUGA